AUGGCAUCCAGUGUCUGUGACAGCUGUAAGCGGCGUAAAGUCAAAUGUGAUCUCAGUGAUCCCUGUUCCAACUGUCGUAUCUCGCAGCUACACUGCCAAUACACCGCCGUCCCUAGCAAGCGCGGCCGCAAGAGGCGGCCUCCGCGGAACCAGGACAGAGACACCCAGAUAGAGCCAGCCGGCCUUGGUGACAUCGGAAUUUCCCAGAGAGAAGCUCCACGAACCCCCUCGGUCCGUGAGCUGCAGCUCCCAUCCUUUCCACGUACACUUCGUGUCAUCCCGGAGCCUCCGUUCACGGUGCCAGUGAGCUUCUCAAGUGAACCAGAAGGAGUAUUUUCCAAUUUGGUUGCGGAUGUUGCGGCUAUCGCGCCCAACGAUGAGAUUGCAGCAAUUGUCCACCGAUGCCUUGACUUGUUUGUGCAGUACCUGUUUCCAACCUGCCCUAUCAUCCACGAGUCUACUUUUCGGUCCUUGGCGGCUCUCUAUUUUACCAGGGGUCAUUCAACUCCUGGCUCCAGUGUAUCCCUGCAACCCCCGGAACUCACAGAAACGAUACACAAGAAGGAAUUUGCCCUCAUCACAGGGCUCUGUGCGGCUGUAGCCUCUGUAAUGCCAGAGUUUCUCAUGCCACAUCAACAUCUACUAACGCAGAGUUUCUUGAAUGCGUCCCGUAUCAUGCUACGCAUGUACUGCGAUUACGAUCUCGAGUACCCGGAUUCUUCCUCCUUGUUGAUUCGUCUAUGGCAUUCUGCUGCUCUUCAAAACUCGACAGGGAAAGCAGGUGCUGCUUGGCAUGCCUUGGGUGAAGCCACUUUACUCGCCCAGAAACUGCGGCUGUAUGAAGAGUCGUCUUUAAGUCGGUUUUCUCCGAUAGAGUCUCAAACGCUGCGUGCUACCUUCUGGCAGCUUUUUGCCGCCGACAAAUCAGCCGCCGCUUUUGAAGACCGUCCUAUUGUUCUUCAUCCAUUGUUAUUCUAUGGUGACUUGACCCUUCAGGACAUCGGAAACCAAAACAUACCCCUUCUUGAUGUCCGUCAGGACCACUGUCAGUUUGGCUUCGAAGACCGUCUUCUGGCUGGGUUUAGACUCAAGUGUAGGGUCUGGUCCUUAGGUGGGGAUUUAAUUCAGCAGAUAAAGUUGUAUUCUCGACAGAAGACCGAUGGCCUGGAUGCGAAGGUUGAAUUGGCACGCCUGACCGAGACAUACCUGCGUUUCACAGGUCUCAUAGAUGAUCUUCCGCAGUGGCUUCAGUCCUUUGAGGCUGAUCCCAAUGCUUCGGAAACGGACACGUUUGCGUAUCAGCGGUCUUCCUUCUGGGUUCAAAGAAGCAACAUUCUGACGAGCUACCACUGCCUGGAGCUCCUGGUGCUGCAGAGGUGUAUCAAAUAUGGUACCCUCGAGGAUAUGGGACUAAGCAGCCAGCUUCUUUCAGUCUCGACGCGGAAGCUAGAAAUUGUCCGCGAUUUUGUCCGUGAGCUUCAUAUGGCACCAUUUGUUUGUCUCAAGGUUCAAGGGGAAGCAUCUGUGGAGCGAAUUCGUCACAUCGGUAGUGCUGUUCUUGAAAUUACUGAAACGGUGGAUGACAAUAACGUAAAAGAGCGCGCAAACGUGCUUUUCAAGAAGCUAUUAGAUUUCCUGGCCAGGCUCAACUCUAAAGCGUCUGAUGAGCUCGCUAGUAGCCAACCACAUCCAGCUAUCCGCUAG
Aspergillus lentulus is the source of this 1704-nucleotide messenger RNA. RefSeq lists its product as uncharacterized. Lineage: Eukaryota; Fungi; Ascomycota; Eurotiomycetes; Eurotiales; Aspergillaceae. The record is from RefSeq and is a predicted model, not a curated record. Gene Ontology annotation, molecular function: DNA binding; zinc ion binding; DNA-binding transcription factor activity, RNA polymerase II-specific. Gene Ontology annotation, biological process: DNA-templated transcription; regulation of DNA-templated transcription.